Messenger RNA from Mangifera indica (mango), 1855 nucleotides. Its product is annotated as protein DETOXIFICATION 24-like. Gene Ontology annotation, cellular component: membrane. Bases 258 to 1691 code for a protein of 477 amino acids. The transcript has 8 exons. Gene Ontology annotation, biological process: xenobiotic detoxification by transmembrane export across the plasma membrane. Lineage: Eukaryota; Viridiplantae; Streptophyta; Magnoliopsida; Sapindales; Anacardiaceae. Gene Ontology annotation, molecular function: xenobiotic transmembrane transporter activity; antiporter activity. The record is from RefSeq and is a predicted model, not a curated record.
AAUACCGUCUCAUUAAUCACACCAAACCCCCUUCCCCCACAACAUUUUGCAUCGACAGUGCUCUCCUCCUUCUUCCCCCACAACAUUAUUCAUCGACAGUGCCCAUUUGAUUCUCUCUGUCUCUCUUUUUUUUUUUUUUUCCUCCAUAUAUAGAGAUAUGAGUAUUAUGGCAAAAUAUUCUCAACUCUGAACCAUCAACACAGUCCUAGAAGCGAUUCUGUUAAAAUCAACUUCAAAUCCAAGGCCAAUAGGUUGAGAUGGAAGAGAGGCUUCUGGGAUCCGAAGCAAAAUAUGAGAGCAAUUUAAAGGGGAGGAUCUGGACAGAAUCUAAAAAACUAUGGAGGAUUGCUCUUCCUGCAAUGUUGGCAAGAGUAAGUCAAUAUGGCAUGUUUGUGGUUACUCAAGGAUUUAUUGGACAUAUUGGGGAUGUUCAGCUUGCUGCUUAUGCUCUCAUCCAGAUCAUUGCUGUGAGAUUUGCAAAUGGGAUUUUGCUGGGCAUGUCAAGUGCAACUGAGACUCUAUGUGGGCAAGCAUUUGGAGCAAAACAAUACCACAUGAUGGGCAUAUAUUUGCAGCGAUCAUUGCUAAUAAACAUCGCCACCGGAACUGUACUGCUUCCCGUAUUCAUAUUCGCCGGCGACAUUUUCAAACUGCUUGGCGAAGACUCCGACAUUGCAGCUAAAGCCGGCUACAUCUCCCUAUGGUUCAUCCCCAUUCUCUACUUCUUCGUCUUCUGUUUGACCAUCCAAAAGUACCUUCAAGCCCAAUUGAAAAACAUUAUCGUUGGCUGGCUUUCUGCUGUCGCAUUUGUCAUGCAUGUCAUCUUGUCAUGGAUCUUUGUUAACUUAUUAAACUUGGGCAUCCCUGGUGCCAUGGGUGCUAUGAUAAUAGCUAGCUGGUUUAUAGUGAUCGGAGAGUUUGUUUAUCUCUUCGGCGGUUGGUGCCCCAACACUUGGAAUGGCUUCUGUUUGGCUGCUUUUGUUGAUUUGCUUCCUGUUUUGAAGCUCUCAGUUUCCUCAGGUGUAAUGCUUUGCUUAGAGCUAUGGUACAACGCCAUUCUGGUUCUACUGUCAGGAUAUAUGAAAAAUGCCACAACUGAGAUUUCAGCCUUUUCUAUUUGCUUGAACAUCAUAUCUUGGGAAUUUAUGCUGUGCUUUGGCUUUCUGGCUGCCUCUAGCGUGCGAAUUUCAAAUGAAUUGGGGAAAGGAGAUGCCAAAACCGCAAGUUUUUCUGUGAAAGUUGCAAUUAUCACAGCAACCAUUAUUGGAACUUUCUUCUUCAUAAUCUGUCUGCUGUUCAGCCAUGGCAUUACAAAGAUUUUCACGAGCAGUGAGGAAGUAAUUUCUUCUGUUUCAAGCCUGUCUGUUCUACUAGCUCUCUCAGUUUUUCUCAACGGCCUCCAGGCGGUACUCUCAGGGGUGGCUGUCGGUGCAGGCCGGCAGACGUUGGUUGCAUAUGUUAACUUAUGUUGCUAUUACAUAAUUGGCAUCCCUGUUGGUGUUCUUCUCGCAUAUGUGGCUGAUAUGAAAGUUAAGGGCAUAUGGAUUGGGAUGAUGGUUGGAGUGGCAACACAAGUACUCACACUGGGCUUUAUAACCUAUAAGACCGAUUGGGAUCAACAGGUGGAUGAAGCAACAGCACGGCUAGAUAGGUGGCUCUUGAAGCCUUCAGAUGAAUCUACUGGUAAUUAAUUCUGCAGUUUUAUAAGUGUGAUGUCAUUCAUAUGCCAGAGGCCUUAAGUAUGGUAUUAUAUAUUAUUUUAUUUUUAAUUUUAAAAUCAUUUAAUUAUUUAAAAACAUGCAUCAUACAUGUAUUUAUAUGUGCAUUUAAAUUGGAUUAGCGUGAUUUUAUUUAU